AUGACUUUGUAUCACUGUGGUACACGUUCGGUGGAGGAACCAGACUGGAUGUUAACUGUAAGUCAAAUAUAAAGUCUUUUUCUUUGUUUCUGAAGCUUCUUUACUUUUCAUUUAAAUCUGUAGGACAAAAGUCACUUUGCUUUUUUAUUUUAAACUGAUUUUUUUAAGAGAAAACAUAAAAAUGUCACUUUGGAUUGAAGAGGUACUGAAGAAAAAGUCAUUUCAGAUUUUGAAGUGGGGCUCAUCUUUUCCUACAAAUUUACUAUUUAAUCUUCAGACUUGAGUGAAGAAAGUUGGAUCCUGAGGGCUGGUAGGUUUAGUUCAGUCAGAGUCAGAGAGCCGUGUCUCUCUACAGUCAGAGGUUUUUGUACGGGGCCUCAAUGACUUUGUAUCACUGUGGUGGACUUUUGGUGGAGGAACCAGACUGGAUGUUGACUGUAAGUCCACUUUUGAUCCUUUUUAUGAUAUUAGUCACUUAUUUUUCCUUCGUAGACGUUACUGAUGGAAACUAAUGUGAUCAUUUUCUUUUGCGAUGCAUGUUUUUAGAAAGAGUGUAAAAAAAGUGGAGCUGAUAGGAUUGAGGUUUUAGAAGAAGACAGAAUCUCUUCAGACUGAUUGAAUAAAUCCGAGCAGAAUGAUCCUUUUCAGAUCAGGAUGGUUUUUAACUCUCAUGGAGGAGCUGAUCGAUCGAGUUCAGUCCGAGUCAGAGAGCCGAGUCUCUCUACAGUCAGACUUUUGGAGGAGCUCAACUUGAAGUCUUGUGCUCUUUUUCACACCAUCAAAUCUUCAUCUUACACUUUGUUGGUCGCAGCAAAGAGUUUCCCGCUUCAGGUUUUAUCUUUAGGAGUGAAACCUGUCUGUUGCUACGGUUGGGCGGUGAUAGCUGUCCGUUGCCGUGGUUACUGAGAUGAGAGAGGGAAGUGAAAGACAGCAGUUUGAGGCCAUGUGAGGACGAGCGUCAGAGCAGAGUUUUGUUUUCCUGACUGAGUGAACUUUCUUCAUGUGGUCUCUCUGUAAGCUCUCUCAGUGGGUCGAGUGGUCCCCACCCUGACGGUGCUGCCCCCCUCCGAAGAGGAGCUGCGACAGCAGGGCAAGGCCACGCUCAUGUGCCUGGCCAACAAGGGCUACCCCUCAGACUGGACUCUGACCUGGAAGGUGGACGGCAGAAGCAGCAGCAGCGGGGAGGAGAGCAGGAGCCCCGGGGGGCUGCAGAAGGACGGCCACUACAGCUGGAGCAGCACCCUGAGGCUCUCUGCAGACCAGUGGAACAAGGUGGUCUCUGUGACCUGUGAGGCCACCCAGGGCUCCCAGACUCCGCUCUUACAGACCCUGAGGAGAGACCAGUGUUCCCAGUCCUGA
This is a messenger RNA of Xyrichtys novacula (pearly razorfish), 1359 nucleotides long. The record is from the annotation of a GenBank genome assembly. Lineage: Eukaryota; Metazoa; Chordata; Actinopteri; Labriformes; Labridae.